AUGCCUCCUUUCCUCUUCUGUCUGUCUCCUCCUCUACUUCUGCGUCCAUUAUUUAUUACCCAGCACCACCGCAGCGGGACCCCGCGAUACCAGCAGGCCGAGCAGAAGGGCCGGAGCGCCGGGCAGAAUGAGAGCAGCUGCCGGGACGGAGAGCCGACCGGAGCCGCCGCCGCAGAACCCCGGAGGAGGAGGCGCCAUGAGCGCGGAGUGAGGGGACGAGAGGACGCCGCUUCACCGGGCGGUGAGUGACGGAGAGAAGGAUGGAUGAAUGGAUGGACCGAUGGAUGAAUUGAAAGGUGAAUGAAGGGAUGAAAAGAGGGCUGGAUGUGCAGGUAACAGAAGGAUGGAUGGAGAUAGAUGAUGGACACACUGGCAAGUGUAGAUGCCCUGAUGUCCGCAGACAGAGCCUCUCUGACCGCUGCUGUGUCCGCUAACGGACACCUCAGAGCGGGCACAGAGCAGCAGACUUAG
Xyrichtys novacula (pearly razorfish) is the source of this 471-nucleotide messenger RNA. NCBI's taxonomy places the organism in Eukaryota, Metazoa, Chordata, Actinopteri, Labriformes, Labridae. The record is from the annotation of a GenBank genome assembly.